Molecule: messenger RNA, 638 nt
Organism: Brienomyrus brachyistius
Lineage: Eukaryota; Metazoa; Chordata; Actinopteri; Osteoglossiformes; Mormyridae
Product: protein HID1-like
Exons: 6
Coding region: 123-638 (171 amino acids)
Source: RefSeq, a predicted model, not a curated record
CGAGGAGGAUCGAAUUGCAGCUUAUCGGAGGGCGUAAACAGGAACACCCCCGGCAGAAACGCCCCCACGGUGACGAACGCAUCUGGAAACAAACCGAAUAUAUUUCGCAUAAAUAGUGGCACAUGUCGAUCUUAGGUACGGCCAUCUCACGCACCAACUCGCAGGAGACCGUGUCCAUGGAGGGCUCGCGACCCGCGGCCCCCGCUCAGCCCGGCACAGUGAAGACCAGCCUGGCUGCCACCCUGGGCAUUGACAAGCUGACUGAGAAGUCGCAGGUGUCCGAGGAUGGCACCAUGGUCUCCGUACAGCACACCCCGUCGGACCACAGUGACACGGAAUCCAACUCGGGAAGGGAUAACGAGGACGUGUUUUACACAGAGGCCGAAACGGCCCGGAGGCGUCUGUCCAGUGUGUCCUCGGUCUCAAGCUGGACCCCCACCCCAGAAUGGUCUGUUUAUGGACGACAAAAGGUACAAGAUGGAAGGAAGUCGUGUGAAAGCUGGGCUUCCUCACGACGGAUCCUGUGGAUGCUGUUCGAGGGGCAUCCAGUGUUACUACAGGGUCCAAUGGGAGGUAGUUUCUGUGGCAGGGAAGUGACGGCACCUGACUGUCCCAGUCGGGGAUGGGUGGGGGCAUAG